AUGGUCACUAACAUGACAGAAAUUGACAUCGAUGGUCCUGACUACGGCUUCGAAAUCAAACAGAGAAUCGGAAUUACAGUCGUCUAUUGUCUUAUCUCCUUCACGGGUAUUACAGGAAACAUUUGUGUCUUCUUGGCGGUUCUGCUCUCAAAGAAGCUCCAUACGCUCACCAACAUCCUUGUGGUAAAUCUCAGUGUGAUAGACUUCCUGACUUGCUGCAGUAUCCUCGUCCAAUGUGUAGUUCUCUUGACCUCGGAACAGUUCCUCAGGGUAGUUCCCAGUCAGCUCUGCGUCCUGACCAGCGCUGUAAACUUUGUAGGUGUCGCUAACAGUCUGAUGACGCUAACACUUAUUGCUUUCAUGCGCUGGUACGUCAUAACCCGCAGCAUUAGGGGUCACAGAGGACUCCACACUCCUGGAAAGAUCGCGACGUUGCUGAUCAUCACCUGGAAAGUUUCACUGGUCUCCAUGUUGCUUCCACCAGGACUUGGGGUAGGAACUUUAGGGUACAGCGCCGCCUAUAAGCAGUGUCUGACCAUCGAUGGCAACCAGCUUGUUGUGUACUACAGCAUGUUACAGGCCGGUGGUUGCUUCGCUUUUGUUGCAAUGGCUGUAUCCUUUUACAUUGCCAUAUUCUUAUUCGUUCGUAAGAAUACCGUGGCAUUAUCGAAGAACUUUAGUAGCCAGAAAAACGCCAAGAACAUCCAGGAAUCAAAAUCAAACCUAAAGCUAGAGAACAUGAAGGAUUCUUCUGUUCAAAGGUUAUCGUAUCAUGUAGUAGAUGAUAGGCAUCGUCGAAGCGAAGAUCUGCAUCAAAUGACCGCGCUUUUCAGGAAACGUGAAUGGAGGAUCACCAAGAACCUUCUUGUUGUAUUCUGUAUCUUCUUGGUGUGUUUCAUACCUUUCGCAAUAACCCUCGCUAUACCUGGGGGGAGCCUGUUUACCGUCUACACGACGACCCUGCUGUAUACAAGCCCAUGUAUCAACCCUAUAGUGUACUGUCUGAAACACGACCAGUUCAAGGAGGUCUUCAGGCCCAUGCUGCGGUUUGCACGAAAUUUCCCCAGGUGA
Messenger RNA from Strongylocentrotus purpuratus (purple sea urchin), 1071 nucleotides. RefSeq names its product 5-hydroxytryptamine receptor 1B-like. The coding region runs from base 1 to 1071 and encodes 356 amino acids. The record is from RefSeq and is a predicted model, not a curated record. Lineage: Eukaryota; Metazoa; Echinodermata; Echinoidea; Camarodonta; Strongylocentrotidae. Gene Ontology annotation, molecular function: G protein-coupled receptor activity. Gene Ontology annotation, cellular component: membrane. Gene Ontology annotation, biological process: G protein-coupled receptor signaling pathway. The transcript is spliced from 3 exons.